This is a messenger RNA of Notolabrus celidotus (New Zealand spotty), 3389 nucleotides long. Its product is annotated as heterogeneous nuclear ribonucleoprotein Q. Gene Ontology annotation, molecular function: mRNA 5'-UTR binding. Gene Ontology annotation, biological process: CRD-mediated mRNA stabilization. The record is from RefSeq and is a predicted model, not a curated record. The transcript is spliced from 12 exons. NCBI's taxonomy places the organism in Eukaryota, Metazoa, Chordata, Actinopteri, Labriformes, Labridae. Gene Ontology annotation, cellular component: ribonucleoprotein complex; nucleus; CRD-mediated mRNA stability complex. The coding region runs from base 265 to 1899 and encodes 544 amino acids.
GGUCGCUGCUUUGCUCAAGUUAAACUCUCAGAAUCUGCCAUUACUAACUCGUGUGUGGUUCUGGAUGGACUCCACACAAACGUGGCUAUUGUAUUAUCUGCUAGGGUCACAAUCUGUGCAAUCUUAAGUGUCAGAAAACUAUAAACGGUGCAUAUUUGCUCAUUGGUCAGUCACCGGAAACCGGGUCUCAGUAGUCUCUGCUGGAACACGUGUAUCGGCUAUCUAGCCUGUGCUGAAGUCAGCAGAGAGAAGAUUUCUGGAGACAUGGCCACAGAACAUAUUAAUGGAAAUGGUCCAGAAGAACCAAUGGACACCUCUGCUGCAGUUACCCAUUCUGAGCACUUCCAGACUUUAUUAGAAGCUGGUUUACCACAGAAAGUUGCUGAAAAACUAGAUGAAAUUUUCAUAGCAGGUUUAGUGUCACACAGUGACUUAGAUGAUCGAGCGAUUGACGCCCUGAAAGAAUUCCAGGUGGAAGGUGCUCUACAAGUCCUUUUGCAAUUCAAGGACAGUGACCUCUCACAUGUUCAGAACAAAAGUGCCUUUCUUUGUGGCGUGAUGAAGACGUUCAGACAGAGGGAGAAACAAGGGACCAAAGUGUCAGACACCAAUAAAGGACCAGAUGAAGCCAAAAUCAAAGCUUUGCUGGAGAGGACUGGCUACACACUUGAUGUGACAACCGGUCAGAGGAAGUAUGGAGGUCCACCACCAGAGUCCGCCCACUCAGGGGCACAGCCCACCAUCGGUACAGAGAUAUUUGUAGGCAAAAUCCCCAGAGACCUUUUCGAGGAUGAGCUUGUUCCGCUGUUUGAGAAAGCCGGCCCCAUCUGGGACCUCCGCCUGAUGAUGGAUCCCCUCAGUGGCCUGAACAGAGGCUACGCCUUUGUCACUUUCUGCACUAAAGAAGCUGCACAACAGGCUGUCAAAUUGUGCAACAACAGUGAAAUUCGACCAGGUAAACACAUUGGUGUGUGCAUCUCCGUGGCCAAUAAUAGGCUGUUUGUUGGCUCCAUCCCCAAGAGUAAAACAAAAGAGCAGAUUGUUGAAGAAUUUGCAAAAGUCACAGAGGGUCUAAAUGAUGUCAUAUUGUACCACCAGCCUGAUGACAAGAAGAAGAAUCGGGGCUUCUGCUUCCUGGAGUAUGAAGACCACAAGACGGCAGCUCAGGCCCGCCGCCGCCUGAUGAGCGGCAAGGUGAAGGUGUGGGGCAAUGUGGUCACCGUGGAGUGGGCUGAUCCCAUUGAGGACCCUGACCCAGAGGUCAUGGCGAAGGUCAAGGUGCUGUUUGUGAGGAACUUAGCGAGCACUGUCACGGAGGAGAUACUUGAAAAGACCUUCAGUCAGUUCGGGAAACUGGAGCGGGUGAAAAAAUUGAAAGACUAUGCCUUUAUCCACUUUGAGGAAAGAGAUGGUGCUGUGAAGGCUUUGGCUGAUCUGAAUGGCAAAGACCUUGAGGGAGAGCGCAUUGAAAUCGUCUUCGCCAAACCCCCAGACCAGAAGCGGAAAGAGCGGAAAGCCCAGAGACAAGCUGCCAAAACACAAAUGUAUGAUGAAUAUUAUUACUAUGGGCCGCCACACAUGCCACCACCCACCAGAGGGCGAGGCCGAGGAGGGCGAGGAGGAUAUUCUUACCCCCCUGACUACUACGGCUACGAAGACUAUUAUGAUUACUACGGAUAUGACUACCACAACUACCGGGGCGGCUAUGACGACCCUUACUACGGCUACGACGACUUCCAGGGGUCUGGGAGAGGCCGAGGAGGAAGGGGCGGUGUCCGAGGUAGUGCCACUCAGACCAGGGGCCGUGGAGCCGUCACACCGAGGGGCCGACAGGGCUACUCCCAGCGAGGAGGCCCUGGAACAAGCAGAGCAGGGAAACGUGGCCGAGGGCGGUCCUGACCUGUCACAGCGGAUACUGACUUGAUGUGUGGGGUUACACCGUAAGCUGCAAUGGAUGUUAAAAGAAAAAAAAAGAGCGACAAAAAAGGUCCAAUGAUAUUCCAGCCUUACAGAAGAAGCAUCCCCUCCCCGCCCCUUUUAAAAAAUUUUUUUUAUUUUCUGAAACUGCCACCUUAAAAAAAAAAAACAUGGAUGAUUUAAAAUCACCAUAGCCUAUUUGCCCUACGCCCUGUACCCAGCCUCUGAUAUACAGAGCUACGUACUGCCCUUACAAUCUCCCCCUUCCCUGUCCCUGAACAUGCCAUUUUUAAAUAAUUAUUGAAGAAUUUGCACUUUUUAAGUUUUUAGGUUUGAAGUGGCUCAAAAGAGCUUGAUGCUAUUGUAUAUUUUUGUGCUGAUCGCAAUUUUUAUUGUCGGAAUAUCCAUGUCCAAUCUUAAUCGUUUGAUCUGGAUGUUUGACAGAGAACAUUUGCAGGUUUUAGGGUGUACCCACCUGGCAUGGAUAAGUCAGGCAUUCCAGGAAGUGGUUCUUUUCAGAACUUGUCUUUAAAGGGUUGGUUGACUACCUCAGUACAGAGGACUAAACUACCCGGCCUGUACUGUAAAUAGGGAAACUAUAUUGAUGAAAGCAGGGCUUGUUUUUAAACAAAAUAUGCACAAGAGCUGCAGCGCAAAAGCGAUGUACUUAAUGUAAUAUAGUCAUUUCAGCUGCAGCUCUGACACUGCUAACAGUCAAACUGGGCAUGCAAAACAAUCUCAUAAGAUGAGCCUGAACAAGCCCUGCUUUUAUCCUAUUUUGAACUGAAUUAGCCGCCUUGCUUCUUCAGAGUAUGUAGUUACUGGUUGUAUAGUUUUUCGGAUAAAAUGUUACUUUUGUAAAGGCUUCAAAAUCGGAGGCAUCCAACUGCCUUUGAUUUAAAAAAAAAAUAAAAAACAAAAAUAAAGCCCUGCAGUGUCCCUUUUGUGCCACUGUAUUAUUCCAAUGGGUUUGUUUUUAUAUUGAUACAACACAUUUUCAAACUACAACUGAACAAUGAAAAACAACCUUGUCCAAUACAACAUCUAAAAUCAUGUAAGCUUGAAUGAUCCCUUCCCAGCUCCGAAGACAGCAUCUAUGUUGAAGAUCUUUCAAGAUAAUCUUGAUGGAUGACUGAAUUGCCAUAUUGCCCAACCAGUGAGCAUGUGUGCCUAACAUUAGCUGCCAUGAUAUGGUGAGGGAUCAUAGUCACAUAGUGGUAGAAGGGAUACUGCAGUGAAUGAUUUCUAUUACCGGGUAUAGCAUAAAGGAAACUGCUCUUCAAUCCCAGUUUUCUAUACAGUUAACUCCCUCAAUAAAAUCAUAACAACCACCUUUUGAAAAAAAGAUGUUAGCAGUUUUAAACUAUUGUUGGUGGCCAACAACGUUUUUUGCAUUCCUGCAAAUAAAUUGUUUUAUACUGUAAAAUGGAGGUGAGUGUAACUUAUUUUUGUAAUAAAGUUUUUGAUUUCUA